Molecule: messenger RNA, 654 nt
Organism: Microthlaspi erraticum
Lineage: Eukaryota; Viridiplantae; Streptophyta; Magnoliopsida; Brassicales; Brassicaceae
Source: the annotation of a GenBank genome assembly
AUGUCGAUAGGGUUAUUUGAAAUCUCUAUAGCUUUUCUUUGUUUUCUCGUCUUCUAUUUCUUUCUCACCAGGAAACCAUUUGGUUACUUCCUCACCAAGAAAUACCUUGAAAGCAGCCCAUGGAACUGGCCGGUUCUAGGGAUGCUUCCAGGUGGGCUCUUGAGGCUCUACAAUCUCAGCAGCAUGGAGAUUCUUGAGAACUCUAACUUGAACUUUCAAUUCAAGGGACCAUGGUUUGCUGGAAUGGAUAUGUUGGUUACGGUUGAUCCAUCUAACAUUCAUCAUAUAAUGAGCUCAAACUUCUCCAACUACACCAAAAGUCGUGACUUCCAGGAAAUCUUUGAAGCUUUCGGAGACUCCAUCAUCAACACUAACUCGGAGCUAUGGAAGAAUCUGAGGAAGGCUUCCCAAACCAUGCUCAACCAUCAAGGGUUUCAAAGGCUUUCAAUGAGUAUCACAAGAAGUAAACUCAACGACGGGCUUCUUCCUUUUUUGAGUCAUUUUGCCGAGGAAGGGACGGUCGUGGACUUGCAAGAUGUGUUCCAGAGAUUUUCGUUCGAUGCAACAUUUGCUCUCAUAACCGGCUCUGAUCCUAGAUCUCUCUCCAUUGAAAUGCCUGAGGUUGAGUUCAUUAAAGCUCUUGACGUUGUUUGA